UCCUUGGAACGCUAAAUAUUCGCGCUGAUUCGCUCGGCGAUCCCGAACGGACAGCUUAACCCGCUUAUCGAGCGACUCUUCCGACACAAACACACGGUUGACACUAAUAAAUUUAAUCUAAUCGAGAUCCCGCCUCGAUCAACGUAAACACACGACGGUUUACGCGAUCGUAAAUACUUUAUCGUGACUUAGGCUCGAGCGCUGUCGUCCGAAUGCUAGGGGAACGUGAAAUAGAGUACGAUCAACGAGCAUAACUCGUCGUCGUUCGCCGGGCUAAUCGAAACGUUCGUCCAGUGUGUUUAUCGAGCGUUGCUCUAUCCACUUGAAUCCCACCGGGGACCGUUACGAAUUCUCAAUGAAACUAAACACGGUAACACCAAUUAAGUGAGUUAUUAACCCUUUCGCCACGCCGCUGUAACACGCAGUUCUGCCGCGGAGCGCGAGUUAACGAUGUCCGUGCCGCGAUCGGUGUUUCGUAACCGUAGUAUCUGCUAGUUCCCUCAUAGUAACAGAAAACCUACGCACAGCCUUCGACGGCGUAGGCAAAGGAGAGACCAUUGUGCGGUAUGUUUUUCUCGAAGAAUCACUCAACGGAUCGUGGCUUAGUAUAUAAAUCGUCGGGCAGUUCUCGAUAAGUGACACUAAUCUAGCUGAUCCCGUGUUAUCUAUCUCGCCUGUAGUCACGGUAUCAAUGAACCUGAGUCGCUCCUCUGUCUCUCGGGAAUUCAGUACAGUAGGUAAUAGCGCAGAAGCCGUUCCCGGCCGGCGAGCAAAUCCGUUCCUGUUGCAUCGACAAUUAUUCCGCACUUUCUUUUCUAAUUAGAAGCUGCGUCUCGGUACACAGACGGAAAUUGGGGCCGACGAUUCGCAGCUUGACGCGAUCCAGGCCGGAGAUACGUCGCGAGUGAAACCACACGAACGGGCACACGAACUGUAGAAACCACUCGCGCGGCGAAAAAGAGAGAGAAAAGCUCGGGGGAACGGCAGACGACUCUGAACAGGUUCCCCGGGACUGUCAGCGGUGUGCGAACAUUUUUCCAACGGGACAGCGAAGUGUCACGAUCGUAUUUUUCUACUCGGAUCGCUUCGACGUUUCUAUAACUAUUUUUCCCGAGGUCCACCUCGGUGGCGAUCUGUCCAACAAUCGCGCGUGUGCAGUGACAAAUAAAUAAAAAAAAACUCCCCCGGAGACGCGCUCGGUGAAUUCUUAAGUCCGAGUCGAUUAUCGCGCGCGUCUGUGCGACGUCAGACGCGAUCCUGCCAACGGAUGAGCGUGAUUCUAGUGGAAUGAAUGAACGUGACCAGCCUCUGCGAGGGACGCGAGACGGUGGCUCGAAUAGCCGUGAACACGUGCCUCCUGAAUCGCCGAGGACUCGUGAUACUCGGUAUGUCAGCGCGUGCCAAACGCUCUGAGGAGUCUACCGUUAUGAUGUGCCACGGCGACGAGAGGAUCUCAGAUAGUAGUAGCUUAAGAGGAUUCCGGGACUAUUUCGAGAGCGUCUGAGAGAAACGUGUGAACGGACGUCGAAUACAUAUCCGACAGCCGCGAGGAAAGGCGUACGUCGUGAACAGGCGACCACGGAUUCAGAUUCUUUUCUACUAUUUUUAUAAUCGACGAGCGCGAUCGUCCGUGAACGGAGGCUAGCGAGAGAAAGAUGGAGGGACGACCGAAGAUCGAGAUCGUGCGCGUGCCUUCGAACGAACGCGGCAACUUCCGGUCCCUCGAUGGUGUCCGCAGCAGCUACAAUCACAUUCGCGUGGGCACGUACUGCCCGGAGCCGGAAGUCAAAGUAGUGGUUUGCGACAGCAAACCGCCGAUCGAACAGUCUCGGAAGUUCAAAAGAUUGUGUUUCAGGAACCUGGGACCAGUCUCUAAACUGUUGAGGCGGCGACAUCACGCCACAUAUCUCGCCACGAAAUCCUGUGAUAACAUUUACAACGUAAAUAGAAGUAGCAACUCGUUGGAUUGGAGGGUCAGCCAGACCGUGAACGAACAAAGCUUUCAGUCCCGACAAAGUGGCAGCUUAGAUUGGCGAGUGGGGAGGGCCAUCAAUAAAUUGCAUUGGAGGGACACGACCAGAAGCGCGGAGCAACUUUCGAGAAGCGGACCUAUCGGUUCGGAUCAUCUUCAAACGCCUAGCACGAAAUCGAAACUGAUUUCGCUGCUGCGACGACUUUCUCCUCGCCUUUCGCGACCCGGCAGCAAGAAUUCCUUGCAAGCGUCGCCGACGAUCUGCCCAUGGGUGCAGGUUGAAUACUCCUCGGAGUCGAUCAACGAGGGCCUGCACGAAGACUCCCAGGAGGGCGAUGCGAGCUUCCAGAGGGAAUUACAGCUAAGCGAACUGAGGAAACGUAUGGCUGGGAUACCGACUACUUCUCAGGUUACCACAAAAGUCGUUAGACACGACGGGGAAGAAGGUUCGUCCCAUCCGAGGAUAGAAGUGCAACGUCCGGAAAUCGAGACUAAUAACCACAGCAAAUCUGUGCACGAGGACCGCGGUGAGGAGGAUCGUCGGCGAGCCAGCGGGCAAACGCGCGGUGGCGGCGAGGUAGCGGGCUUGGAGGACGUCGGCGACUCUUGCGCCGCGACGCUGACGCCGUCGGUCCCAGGCGCCGGCGGCAUCAGGUCGAAUCGCCGCACGAGGCCGCUGUCCCUCGCGGUGCAACCUCUUAAUUACCGCCGCCUCGAUCCGGACCCGAAAAUCAUCGACGGCAUCGUCACCAGCCAUCAUCCUAACAUGACUAGCCAGGAGAGCAUCGGCAGCUGCAGCCUGGACGUCGACCAGUCUGCGUCCGACCGAUCAGAGAACACCAUAGACUCCGUGUCCAAGAAGACCUUGCACAGUUUGAACCUCUCCUGCAACGGUGACUCGGUUCCCUCGUCCGAUAAUCUGGCGAACGGUAGCAGCGAGACGCUGCAGAAAUCGCACCUGACGCCCGAUGAGAAAUUGAACGUCAGCAAUGGUCAUCGAAGCAGCCCAGAGCCGGAACAGCUGACAGUGAAGAAACCGAGCUACUUGGGCCUGGCCUGCAGCAUCAGCGGUUAUUCGGGGAUCAAUCGGUACGAUAGCAAGCUGAGGGACGGGUUUCGAUCGAGGGACAGCAGUCCUGGGACCAGGCUGAUCACGAGGGAUACCAGCCCGGCGGGUUUCAGAUCAAACGAAAAUCUCAACGUGCCAGGGCACCCUUAUCCGCCCAAGAGUCAGUCGAUUUCGCCCCUAGCGAUGGAUAGGCAGAACGGUUUCUCGAACGGUCUGAAAGAGGAGUGCAAAGUGGAGGCGUACAGGGAGUCUCGGAGCUCCAUCAGCAUAUGCCAGGGUUACUCGGAGGUGGAUAAAGGCGUGUUGCACUCGACGUUCGGCGAUCUCAGUCCAAUUCGACCGAACACCCCCGCGAAACGCAGUCCGGGCGUGUCGCAGAUAAUGUCCUGCAGCCAGCAGAACAAAUCGUUCCCCUCGCAUUUCUCGGGAUCGUCUCCGAAGCAAACCACCGCGAACAUUUCGAGCGCCUCGUUCAGCGAAACGAGUAUACUGAACGGGUCCUCGGUGGACGUGGACAGUCAGGUGCUGAAUACCUCGUCGAGCAGCGAGAAGUCUUUCAUUCAACAGCGAGUGGAACGGCUCUACGGGCCCGGGGCCUUAGCCCAGGGCUUCUUCUUCAAGCGCAGCACCAGCAGACUGAACGCGAGCGAAAGCAGUUUCAGUAAAUCGAGUAACAACAACGACGUGUCGGCGGACAACGCGAACACCGAGGAAUCAUUGAAGAAUCUUCCGGUCUUGAGACACUUGAGACCGGAAUUCCGUGCUCAGCUUCCGGUGGUCAGCCCUAGAAGACCCACGGACGGCUCGGAGCAGAUUUUGAAGCCCUUGCAGAGGGUAACUCCAGUGUCGAGGAAGGCGGAGCAGAAACCAAAAACCCAGACGCCGUCGAAGUUGGAUGGCAGUAUCGCGGAGAGCAAGCCUCAGAAAUUAAGUUCUAGUGUAGCGAGCAUUCCUGACCAGCAGCCAGCUGCACCCAAGGUAGUCUUACCUGUACUGGAACCGAGCGCCAGCUCGACGAACGUGGCGAAGCAGGCUCAAGAGGCUGAGAAAGCGGAAGAGAAGGAUGGACACUACUUCAUGAAGUUGCUGAAACAAGAGACGGACAGGCUUCUCUCGUUAGCUGCGUCAGCGGAAGCGGAGCUGGUCAGCGGCGAUACUGUUGCACUUCCGGAGGAGGCAGCCGGUAAGCUACGCUCAGCCGCUGGCAAGGCCAGGUUGCUCGCGUCGCAGAAGAUGCAACAGUUCGAGGGCCUGUGCCAGAAGAACAUUAAUCAAGUGCCCGGCGAAGAGUUCCCGACGACGAACGAGGAUUUAGCCGGUUUCUGGGACAUGGUGAUGCUGCAGGUGGUUCAAGUAAACGAUCUUUUCGAUCAGAUCGAGAAAUUACGAAAUUCCCAGUGGCAGGAGACCGUGCCGGAGAAGAAGUCGUCGAGCACCGGGCCGCAGAACGGCAGCGCGACGAAGCGUCGCGUGACGCCGAUCCACAAGCCGAAAGCGACGGCGAACAGCGAGGCGAACAAGAAGGCGAGAGAGGCGAGAGAGCAGGCGCGCAGGCAGCUGAUCGAAGAACGAAGGCGGGCGAUGCGCUCCAACGCGCAGAAUUCCGAGAAUACCGUGAAGAUCUUUGCCCCGGACACGUAACGAUAAAAAGACACCACCAGCCGGAUACCUCUCGGCCGAUGAUCGGUAGCGCGGCGUGUCCUGAAUCAAAUCAAAAAAACGCGCUCUAAUCUCUGAUGCAUUUUCGCGAACGCUUAAAAUCGAUCCGUCGGAAGCCGUCGCGCGGUUCCCCGGGGGUAUUCCGUGGCGUCGUGCACGGCCCGUCGACGAUCCUCGGGAUCGCCGGCUGAGGCUCGCGGGUUGCGAAACGCGCGUGCACGCCCACGCGUGAGGUUUCCUCGUUACGUAAAGGCAACAGGGAACCGCGCGUCGGAGUCGCAAAGGAAAAUACCGAUAUUAAUGCUUCGACUACAAUCAAACACGCUUCACAGGGUCGAGAGCAUGUUCGUUGCCUAACAGCGGAAACACCACGGAACGCGAUCGGAACCAUGUGUUUUUGUUCUAUAUAUAGAUAUAUAUAUAUAUAUAUUAUAUACAUAUGUAUAUUGGAUUGGUUAGAGAAUUCUCGAACGGAGCCCACGGAUUCUUCGAGAUCGGACCGUGUUCAUUUUCGAGCCGAUCUUAACGGCUAUUCGUAUUUUCUUAUUAAGCUCUACACAAAAACACUCGCCCAGAGACACGCGUACACAGAACACACACACACGUUUACAUACGACACGUUCGUCUCCCUACACUCGAUUACACACGCUGUGAUGUUUCGUGCUAAUCUUCUUGUUACGUUUUUUAUAUCGAUUUACGCUAUCGUUCGACUUUGUACGGUAUUUAAUGUUUGGUUCCGCCCUCUGGAACGGGAUGCCGGGUCUAGCUUCUCCGUUUCGUCGUUCCCAUCCGCGAGUUGGGUAACGGGGAAAUCGCCGCGGUGAAACGGCACGGAGACAGACUGCCUCUUGUCAAUAGAAAUUUUUUAUAACGACGCAGAGGAGAGACAGCGCCAGCAGAAUCACAAUUCAGAGCAACUUAUAUAUAUAUUUGUACGGUAGAUUGAUCGCGUAGAGGAAAGCUGAUCGACGACGAUCGCGAGCGGAAUUCUGGACCGACGGGAUCCGUCGCCUCUCGAGAUUCCGUCAGCGUUUUCGAAGCGUCCGGCCUGCGACGGGUCGCGUCGCGUAGCCUACAUUAAUUACUGUUAGCGAUAGGGCGCGCGCCUAAGCCGAUCAGCGAAACGAUCGCGAUCGGGAACGGAAAGAUUCCUAUUACUUUAAUUGCCCGCGUCGCCUAAAUAUUACUCUCUCGUUUGAACCCCGAGGCGAAUUCACCGGAGACUUUUCGCGAGGGGCGAUGUAUCGAUGCUUUCGGGAGUCCUAGAUCGUGCGUGACCAAGUCGACAUUCCCGUAGAGAGACGGUCUCGGAGUACGCCCUCGACGUGUAGCGGUUAGUUUCGUCUCCCCUUCGACCCGAUUAUGUUUAAGGAAUAGGUAGACAGGUGUCAGCAGGUGUGAUUAGAGCUCGUGUAACCAAAUAACAGGUGCCGGCUGAUCAGUGAUCGGUGGAGAGGCCGGUCGCGUCCGUGUUCCGGAGUUGGGCAAAAUGUAAUCUAGUCGAGUAUCGGGACUAACGUUAUUCAUGUGCAACGUCUUAUUCAACUGCAAGCGAUUCGUAACUGUCGGUCGAUGUUCACGGUAGCGAAUUUCAAGUUUAGACUAGCGUCGAUUGAGGAUUAGAGGAUUCUAACUUGUAAUCUGGCCGGUUAAUCUAUUCGAAAUGAUCGAAUUACAUUCUGCCGAACUCUGCCGUGUUCCCGUGCGCGUUUCGAAGAGUCCUCGCGGCGUCGUGUUCCGGCGGCCCGCGUUAUUUAUUGACUGUUGAUUCCCUCGGUGCCUUGAUUAAUUUAUACGCGUGUACAUAAAUCGACUGACAUACACACAUACACACAGAGUCGGCCAUUCGACGCGACGCGAGACGAGCGGCGUCGAUGAACGAGAAUGACGGAUUCUGGCCGCUUCAGUGGGCUUUCUUUCUUUGUCUCGGCCUGACUCAUUCAUCUGGGAGCAAGGAGUAGUUCUUUAUUCUGAUUUUCAAUCCUGUGAAGGUUUCGCGACGAAGCGUAUUAGCGUCCUCUCGUUACGCGCUGCAACGGCGAACCUAAUUCGCGACAGGAGAUGGGCGAGAAUUUCGUUGGCGGUAGAUUUCUCACGUGAUUAUUUAUUGAGUGACUUAGUCUUUGCUUAGAGUAAACGAUGCGACGUCCUUCCUUUUUUCUUUUAACUUUGAAUUUGUUUUAUCCGAGUGAACGCGUCGCCCAUCUCACGACGAUGAAAGCUUUGUCACGGUCGAGCGGACAGCGAUCGGCUUCUGUUUAGUUUUCUUUGUAGCGAGCGUGCGCCGCGAGCGAUUGUACAUAAGCGUGAGAGAAUGCGUGGCUGGGAGAAGCGAAGUAAUCCGCGUGAUCUACAGAUAUCGUGAAUCGGCCAGCAGCGCUCGAUUUUAUUCUCGUUUCGUUCCCGAGUUUCGUAAACCCCGUUCGCCCGAGUUGCCUCCCUUCGUGUAUUUUCAUUGUAUAUUCCGCAUUGAAAGCCUCGAUUUGAGCUGAACAAGUAAUUUAUACUCGGAACAGUUCCCCGCUGGUUUUUCCUCGGAAGCCGCGCGACGCCGAACAGAUUCUGAACAGAUCGGAAGGUGUACGAGGAUGUAAUCGCCAUGACCACACGAUCACUAUUCCUUUCGCCGUUCUCCUCUUCUCGAUUCCCGUAAAAAGGAACACGCAAACUUGUCGGAAUCGUUCACUUUUUUUAUUAUUCGAGAAGGAUGAAGAAGAAGAAGAAGAAGAAGAAGAAGAAGUAGAAGAAGAAGAAGGUCUCCUUCCGGAAUAGACGACAAGAAUCGACGAUUUUUUUACUUAUCGUUCGGGGACGAUUCGAUGCCAAUCAAUCGCGCCGAUGUCAUCGAACCCGUUCCCGGCUCCCCUUUUUUUACGCGGUUAAACAGUUACGAUUAUUUAUUUAUUAGAUACUAGUAAGAUGUCCAUACACUUGUUCUCAAUGAAUUAAUAAA
Molecule: messenger RNA, 7653 nt
Organism: Nomia melanderi (Alkali bee)
Lineage: Eukaryota; Metazoa; Arthropoda; Insecta; Hymenoptera; Halictidae
Source: RefSeq, a predicted model, not a curated record